Rotaria sordida is the source of this 1962-nucleotide messenger RNA. Lineage: Eukaryota; Metazoa; Rotifera; Eurotatoria; Philodinida; Philodinidae. The record is from the annotation of a GenBank genome assembly.
AUGAGUAACGAUACGGGUAAAUCACCCGUUGAACAAACUCAAUCAUCUUCAAUAAAUUCCGAAAUAAAAAUUUUUUAUUAUAUUGAUGAUCAAGAUCCUCCUUAUUUAACAAAAUUAAAUCUAACCGAAUUACCACGUUUAAAAGAUUUUAAAAAUGCUCUUGAUCGUAAUUGUACAAAAUAUAAAUUUUUCUUUGCAACAAAUGAUCCAUCAAUUGGAAAAGUUAAAGAAGAAAUAACUAAUGAUGAACAAAUUUUACCAUUUGAUACACCAGACCGUAUUCUUGCUUAUCUUGUUUCAACUGAAGGUAGUACAACAUCAAGUGGUGGUGGUGGUGGUGGUGGUGGAGGAGGAGGAAAUAAACAAUCAAAACAUCAUCAUCAUCAUCAGCAGCAUCAUGAACGUGAUGAUACAAUGACAACAUCAACAACGAGUAGUUCAUUUAAUAUACAACAACCACGAUUACAACGUACGAGUCGACGUUAUGGAUCAGCAAAUAGUGCUGAUCAUCAAAAAUAUUUUCCUAAACAACAACAACGAGCUAUUAAUGAUGAUGUUCCAUCAUUUCCAAAUAGUGAUAUAGAAUCAACAACAUUUUUAGAUGAAACUGAAGAUGAUAGAUAUUCAACUGUUACAGAUUCAACAGCAAUGUCAUCAAGAUAUCAUGGUUAUAAUCGACCUCGUAGACGAAAACAUCGAUUACCAUUGGGACUUGAUCGAACUUCAUCAUUUAGUAGUCUUAAUUCAGAUUCAACAAUGACAUUAAAUAUAAUAACGGUAACACUUAAUUUAGAUGCAGUCAAUUUUUUAGGUAUUAGUAUUGUUGGUCAAAGCGAUAAAACAGGGGCAAGUGAUGGAGGAAUUUAUGUUGGAUCAAUAAUGAAAGGAGGAGCAGUAGCUCAAGAUGGCCGUAUUGAACCUGGCGAUAUGAUUCUUCAAGUAAAUGAUAUUAGUUUUGAAGGAUUAUCUAAUGAUGAUGCCGUUAAAAUUCUUCGUGAAGCUGUACAAAAACCGGGACCUAUAAAGUUGGUUGUCGCUAAAUGUUGGGAUCCAACACCACGUGGUUAUUUUACAUUACCACGUCAUGAACAAGCGCGUCCUGUUGAUCCACUAUCAUGGCUUGCACAUACACAAGCCGUACAAAAUACAUACAAUAAUCCUCAACAUCAAUUAUUACUUCAUCAACAACCAAAUUAUAGACCAUCAAUACUUAAUUCAACAGGAAAUAUGAAUUCAACUAUAUCAAGUACAAGUAAUACAAUGGUUGAUAAUGAAAAUUGUGGUUUUAAUCUUAAUUUAACUGUUAAUUCGGAUAUGGAUACAAUUGUACGAGCUAUGGCUGAAUCCGAUUCUGGUCUUGAUAUACGUGAUCGAAUAUGGCUUAAAAUACCGAUUCCAAAAUCAUUUCUUGGAUCUGACUUGGUUAAUUGGCUGUUUGAACAUGUUGAUGGAUUUGUUAAUCGAAAUGAUGCUAGAAAAUAUGCUUCAUCAAUGCUUAAAGCUGGCUAUAUUCGACAUACAGUUCAUAAACUGACAUUUGCUGAACAGUGUUAUUAUGUUUUCGGAGAUCUUUAUUCACAAGGUAUAUCUCAAUUAACACUUGACGAAGAACCUGAAGAAUAUGAAUCUGUUUCGGAUCACACAAGUACUGAUCAUCGUAGUGGAGAUUCAUUAUUAGUUACACCACGACAAAAUACUGUAACAACAUUUGGUUUUGUCGAUAAAAAUAAUACUCCACUUCAAUCACCUUCUCAUUCUUUAAUUACUGAUACACAUAACUCAGUUAUGUUAAUGAAAAAUUCUCAUUGUUAUGCUGGUGUUAAAUCAUUUUCAACAUCAAAAAAUAGUAAUGAAACUCGACAAUCAGUUGAUAUACCUAAUAAAUUACGUUCCAGUAGAGAAUCAUUUCAACAUGCGAUGACAAAUCCAUUACCACAAGAAUAUUUUGUUGAUGUUAUGUAA